This is a messenger RNA of Trichomycterus rosablanca, 4757 nucleotides long. Its product is annotated as glycogen debranching enzyme-like. Gene Ontology annotation, biological process: glycogen catabolic process; glycogen biosynthetic process. NCBI's taxonomy places the organism in Eukaryota, Metazoa, Chordata, Actinopteri, Siluriformes, Trichomycteridae. Gene Ontology annotation, molecular function: amylo-alpha-1,6-glucosidase activity; 4-alpha-glucanotransferase activity. The transcript has 33 exons. The record is from RefSeq and is a predicted model, not a curated record. Bases 7 to 4587 code for a protein of 1526 amino acids.
AAUGACAUGGAGACACCAGAGAAGACUCUGUUUCGCCUGGAACAAGGCUAUGAGCUUCAGUUCCGUCUGGGGCCCACCUUGCAAGGAAAGAAUGUUCGUGUUUACACCAACUACCCUACACCAGGAAAAAAGUUCAACAGCCAAGAGUUUCAAGCCCUGGAUUGGAUCAACCCCACUGGGAAGGAAGAUGACUCUGACAAGUAUUGCAAACUGGAACUUGAGGUUGCAGGAUCUUACCAGUAUUACUUUGGUUGUGGGAAUGAAGAGAAGUCAGGUGGUGGGUACUUCGUCGUGGACCCUGUGCUGCAUGUGGGCCAUGAGAUAAAGCCUCUUCCUUUGAACAGCAUCACCAUUCAGACUUAUCUGGCCAAGUGUCUUGGUCCACUGGAUGAAUGGCUAGAUCGACUCAGAGUGGCCAAGGAAACUGGUUACAACAUGAUCCACUUGACGCCUCUGCAGACACUGGGCGAGUCACGUUCCUGCUACUCCCUAGCUGACCGGCUUGAGCUGAACCCAGAUUUCUCUCCUCCAGGAAAGACCUUCACCUGGGCAGAUGUGGGGAAUCUAACAGAAAAGAUCAGAAAAGAUUGGAACAUGGUUUGCAUUACAGAUGUUGUGUACAACCAUACAGCGGCUAACAGUAAAUGGCUCAAACAGCAUCCCGAGUGUGGCUACAACCUGCUAAACUCUCCACAUCUGAGGCCAGCCUGGAUGCUGGACAGAGCUCUCUGGCACUUCAGCUGUGACGUUGCAGAUGGAAAAUACACUGAGAGAGGUCUGCCAGCUCUGAUUGAGAAUGACAAGCACCUUGAUACCCUCAGAGAACUUCUGUGGGAGUAUGUUUUCCCUCUGUUGAAGCUCUGGGAGUUCCUCCAAGUUCAUGUGGACAAAGCUGUGGAGCAGUUUCAAAAGCUUCUGCAAGCUGAUAACACUCCAGCUGGCACAGAAAAUGAGGAAAAGCAUAAGCUGAAGAUCAUCCAGGAUCCACAGUAUAGGCGGUUUGGAAAUACUGUAGACAUGCAGGUGGCACUAAAGAUGUUUGGCAGACACACGAAUGGUCCAGCAGCCAUCCAGGUGCGCUGUGAUUGGUUCAAGAACAGUCUGGAGGAAUUGAACUUGGAGUGCUAUAAGGAAAUGCGCACCCACCAUGAACAGGCUGUAAACUGCAUACUGGGAACUGUGAGAUAUGAACGCCUGGCAGCCAAGGGUCCCAAACUAGGACUGGUCACCAGGACGCACCCAUUGGUGACAAGAUAUUUUACCUUCCCAUUUGAGGAUAUGUCCAUGGAGAAGGAGGACCUGCUGCUACAGAAUCCGGAUAAUGCAUGCCACAUUUUGGCCCAAAAUGGAUGGGUAAUGGGAGAUGUCCCUCUCAGGAACUUUGCAGAAACUGGCACCAACAUCUAUUUAAGGAGAGAGCUGGUUUGUUGGGGUGACAGUGUGAAACUCCGCUACGGCAGUAAACCUGAGGACUGUCCGUACCUGUGGGAACACAUGAGAAAGUAUACAGAGAUCACAGCCAAACACUUCUAUGGUUUACGUCUGGACAACUGCCAUUCCACUCCUCUACAUGUAGCUGAGUACAUGCUGAGGAUUGCUCGUGAACACAGGCCCGAUCUGUACGUGGUGGCUGAGCUUUUUACGCAGAGCGAGGAGCUGGACAAUGUCUUCAUCUCUCGCCUUGGAAUUACCUCCCUCAUCCGGGAGGCUAUGAGCGCUGGCGACAGUCAUGAGGAAGGCAGGCUGGUCUAUCGAUUUGGAGGAGAACCUGUCGGCUCCUUUUUCCAGCCCAAUCUCAGACCUUUGGUUCCAGGCGUAGCGCCUGCUAUGUUCCUCGACGUUAGCCAUGACAACGAGUGUCCCAUCCAGGUCCGAUCCGUGUACGACUCCCUUCCCAGCUCUGCUAUCGUCUCUAUGGCCUGUUGUGCCACAGGCAGUACUAGAGGAUACGAUGAGCUGGUUCCUCACCAGAUUUCAGUGAUCACUGAGGAGCGAUUAUACUCCAGGUGGAACCCAGAUGCUCUACCUUCUUCUCCUGGAGAAAUCAACCUGCAGUCGGGCAUCCUGGCCGGGAAACUGGCACUAAACAAGCUUCACCAGGAGCUGGCUGAAAAGGGCUUUACCCAGGUGUAUGUAGACCAGCUGGAUGAGGACACUGUGGCUAUAACCAGACACAGCCCAAGAACUCAUCAAUCUGUAGUAACUGUUUCCAGAACGGCCUUUAAAAACCCCAAAACACACCACUACAGAGAAAGCGUUUCUCCCAUGUACAUACCAGGUCAAAUAGAUGAGGUGAUUCUGGAGGCUCAGAUAGUACAGAGAGAAACAGACUUCUAUGUGAAAGAUGAGAAGUGUAUAAAUGGCAUGCCGGAGUACACUGUGAAGCUGCAGGAACAUGUUCAGAUAAAGGACAGCCAGAUAGCAAAACUAGGAGAUGCUAAGACGAACGGUUGCAGUGAGUUUUUACAAGAGAUUGUGUUUGAUCAGCUCACUCCAGGAAGUGUGAUUGCAUUCAGGGUGAGUCUGGAUCCAAAAUCUCAAAGCGCAGUGGGCUUUCUACGCACUCAGCUCUCUCAGUUUAACCGCAUGUACAAAUCCAGCAGUCUCACCGAUCCUGAUGUUCCAAACAUCCUGAAAAAUUCCUUAGAACUCCUUGUCUUCAAGCUGUCUUUGGCUGAGCUAAACGUCCUGCUGUUCCGCUGUGAUGAUGAGGAGCGGGAGGACGGUGGAGGAUGCUACAGUAUUCCAUUCUGGUUGUCCCUCAAGUACGCCGGCCUUCAAGGUUUCUUGUCGGUGCUGUCAGAGAUUCGACCCAAAAAUGACCUCGGCCAUCCCUUCUGCAACAACCUGAGGCAGGGCGACUGGAUGCUCGAUUACAUUAGCUCUCGUCUCCUGGAUAAAAACGGAGCGCUGAUGGAGGUGGGGGAGUGGUUUCAGGCUAUGUUUGCCUACCUAAAACAACUGCCACGCUUUCUCGUGCCAUGUUACUUUGAUGCCAUCAUUGCUGGGGCGUACACUACAGCUGUGGAUGGCGUCAUCAGCAAAAUGUCCAGCUUCGUGAAAAACAGUUCGACCCUGGUGAAGCAGCUGGCGCUGGGCUCAGUACAGAUGUGUGGUAUGGGCCCUGUGCCGGCUUUGCCUGCUCUUUCUCCCUCCCUGCAGGACGUCCCUUAUCGCCUCAGUCCCUUUACCAAGCAGGAGGAACAGUGCUGUGCAUCUUUGGCUGCAGGCUUGCCUCACUUCUCAUCUGGAAUUUUCCGCUGUUGGGGCCGAGACACGUUUGUUGCCCUGCGUGGACUCAUGCUCAUCACUGGAAGAUACAUAGAGGCAAGGAACAUUAUCCUGGCAUUUGCUGGCACGAUGAGGCAUGGGCUGAUCCCAAACCUGCUUGGCGAGGGCAUGAAGGCUCGCUACAACUGCCGAGAUGCAGUGUGGUGGUGGCUGCAGUGCAUCCAGGACUACUGUGCUAUGGUGCCCAAUGGAAUAGACAUCCUGAAGUGUCCUGUGUCUCGCAUGUAUCCUACUGAUGAAUCUGAACCCCAGCCUGCAGGCACUGUGGGCCAGCCUCUGUAUGAUGUGAUCCAGGAGGCCAUGCAGCGCCACAUGGAGGGCAUUGUAUUUAGGGAACAUAAUGCCGGGCCUCAGAUUGAUUAUCACAUGAGAGAUGAAGGGUUUAACGUUGAGGCAAGAGUAGACCUGGAAACAGGCUUUGUUUAUGGGGGAAAUCAGUUCAACUGUGGUACAUGGAUGGACAAAAUGGGUGAGAGCGACAAAGCAGGCAAUAGAGGGAUACCAGCAACCCCGAGAGAUGGCUCUGCGGUAGAGAUCGUGGGUCUCUGUAAGUCCACCAUUCGCUGGCUGAUGCAUUUAAACCAAAAUGGUCACUUCCCCUACUCAUCUGUCAGUGUUCAAAAGGAUGGUGAAACUCACAUGGUGUUGUAUUCUGAGUGGAACCAGAGGAUCCAGGAGAACUUUGAGAGGAUGUUCUAUGUGUCGCCUGAUCCAGAGGAAAAACAUGAAAAACAUCCAGGGCUGGUGCACAAAAGAGGCAUUUAUAAAGAUACAUAUGGUGCCUCCAGUCCCUGGUGUGACUACCAGCUCCGACCAAACUUCACCAUCGCCAUGGUGGUGGCUCCUGAGUUGUUUACUGUGGACCGAGCAUGGGCAGCAUUAGAGAUUGUAGAAAAGAAACUGCUGGGGCCACUGGGAAUGAGGACCUUAGAUCCAGAUGACAUGGUUUAUUGUGGUGUCUAUGACAACGCCCUGGAUAGCAACAACUACAAUCUUGCCAAAGGCUUUAAUUACCACCAAGGACCUGAGUGGCUUUGGCUGGUUGGAUACUUCCUAAGAGCCAAACUCUACUUUGCCAAGCAGACAGGCCAAGGCGUGUAUGAGAACACAUUGUGCAUGGUGAAAAAUGUACUCUCCAGGCAUCAUGUCCACUUGGAUCGAUCUCCAUGGAAAGGGUUACCCGAGCUGACUAAUGAAAAUGGACAAUACUGCCCUUUCAGCUGUGAGACCCAAGCCUGGUCCAUUGGCACCAUUCUGGAAGUCAUAUAUGAUCUUUGUGUUACAGAGAACCUGUAGAUUGUCCUCGGUGACUGUACAAGCUACAAAAUGUACUUAAAAUAUCUUCAGCUUGGCUGUUCCUUAGUUUGUGAGUCCAUGUGCGUUUCAGAAAGUGCAUUUAGGUGUUUAGGCAGCAAUACAUAUAUGUAUGUAGCAAUAAAUUAUUAAAAAUGAAACAAACUGAUAAA